AUGGCGGGCGCCACCAGCGCGGCCCACGUGCUGGCGCUGCUGGACGAGGACGAGGACAGCCUCAAGCUCUACGCCCUGCAGCAGCUGGAUAGGAGCGGGCACGACUUCUGGUUCCAGAUAUCAAGCUCUAUCGCAGCCAUCGAGGCUCUCUACGAGGACGAGGACUUCAGCCACCGCGAACUGGCAGCGCUGGUGGCCUCCAAGGUCUUCUACCACCUGGGAGACCUGGACGAUGCGCUGACCUAUGCCCUGGGUGCCGGCAGCCUGUUUGAUGUCAACAGCAGCGCCGAGUAUGUGCAGACCAUCCUGGCGCGCUGCAUCGACACCUAUGUGGAGCAGCGGGUGAAGGAGGCGGAGGGCGGGGGUGCCAGCCUGGAUGGCCGGCUGGUGGCGAUCGUGGAGCGGCUGUUUGAGAGGUGCUACUCGGAUGGGCAGUACGAGCAGGCGGUGGGCAUCGCGCUCGAGUCGCGGCGGCUGGACCAGCUGGAGAGAGCCAUCACCUCGAGCCCAGAUGCGGUGCGCACGCUCAAGUAUGCACUGGAAGUCAGCCAGAAGCUGGUGGUGAGCCGCGACUUCCGCAACCAGGUUCUGCGCCUGGUGGUGCGGCUUUACGAGGGCGUAGCGGCCCCCGACUACGCCGCCAUCUGCCGCUGCCUCAUGUUCCUGGAUGAUCCUGAGGAGGUGGCCGCCAUCCUGUUCCGCCUGCUGGGGGGCAGCGACGACGAUGCGCUGCUGGCGUACCAGAUUGCCUUUGACCUGGUGGAUGCGGAGCUGCAGGCGUUCAUGGGCAAGGUGAACGCCAGGCUGGACCAGCUGGCGCCGAGCCCCGCUCCCGCAGCCGCCCCCGCGCCUGCUGCCGGGGAGGCCGCCGCGCCGCCUGCUGCCGCCGAGGGCGGCGACCAGAUGGAGAUGGACCAAGCUGCUGCGGCGGCGGCCCCUGCAGCAGAGGAGGACGCCUCGCCCUUUGCCAAGCGCCUGUCGCGGUUCAAGAGCGUGAUGAGCGGCGCGGUGCCCAUCGAGCUGGAGCGCCAGUUCCUGGCUCGCCACAACCACGCCGACCUACAGAUCCUUAAGAACAUCCGGGCCACGGUGGAGCCGCGCAACAGCGUGUGCCACUCAGCCACCGUGUUUGCCAACUCGCUCAUGCAUUGCGGCACCACCGUGGACGCCUUCCUGCGGGAGAACCUGGACUGGCUGAAGAAGGCAACCAACUGGGCCAAGUUUUCAGCCACGGCAGGCCUGGGCGUGAUCCACAGAGGCAACGUGGGCAAGAGCCGCGCCAUCAUGGCUCCCUACCUGCCCUCUGCCCCCGGCGGCUCCACACCCAGCCCCUACUCAGAGGGCGGCGCCCUGUAUGCUCUGGGCCUGAUCCACACCAGCCACGGCGCCGACGUGCGCGAGUUUCUGUUGGGCUCGCUGCGCGGCACGCAGCACGAGGUCACGCAGCACGGCGCGUGCCUGGGCCUGGGCAUUGCGGCGCUGGGCACAGAGGAUGAGGAGGCGUUUGAGGAUGUGAAGAACGUGCUUUACAUGGACAAUGCAGUGGCGGGGGAGGCGGCCGGCCUCAGCCUGGGCCUGCUGUUUGCGGGGAGCGGCACCGACAAGGCGGCCGAGCUGCUGGCGUAUGCGCAUGAGACGCAGCACGAGAAGAUCAUUCGGGGCGUGGCUGUGGGCCUGGCGCUGGUGCAGUAUGGGCGGGAGGAGGCGGCGGAGGGGAUGAUUGAGCAGAUGACCCGCGAGCUGGACCCCAUCCUGCGCUAUGGCGGCAUGUUUGUGACGGGGCUGGCGUACUGCGGAACCUCCAACAACGCCGCCAUCCAGAAGCUGCUGCACUUUGCGGUGUCGGAUGUGUCCAACGACGUGCGGCGCGCCGCCGUGCUCAACCUCGGCUUCCUGCUGGCCUCCACCCCGGAGCAGUGCCCCAAGAUUGUCAGCCUGCUGGCCGAGAGUUACAACCCACACGUUCGGUACGGCGCGGCAAUGGCUGUGGGGAUUGCCUGCGCGGGGACGGGCAUGCGGGAGGCAAUGGCGUUGCUGGAGCCGCUGGUCAAGGACAGCGUCGACUUUGUGCAGCAGGGCGCGCUGAUUGCGCUGGCGCUGGUGCUGGUGGAGCAGCCGGAGAGCAAGGCCAAGACACUGCGCGGCCACAUCGACAGGCUGUACGGCAACAAGGGCGCAGAGAUCAUGACCCGCAUGGGCGCCAUCAUGGCGGCAGGCAUCCUGGAUGCGGGCGGCUGCAACGCGACCCUGGGCCUGCGCUCUCGCUCGGGACACUUCAGGCGCACCGCCGUGAUCGGGCUGGCGCUGUUCACGCAGUACUGGUACUGGUACCCGCUGUCGUACUGCAUCAGCCUGGCGGUACAGCCCACCGCCCUCAUCGGCGUGGAUGCCUCGCUGCAGGCGCCCAAGCACUUCCAGGUGGUGAGCAACUGCAAGCCCUCCCAGUUUGCCUAUGCGCCGCCCGUCAAGGUGGAUGACAAGAAGGACAAGGCUAAGCUGCCCACCGCGGUGCUUUCCACCACCGUGCGCGCCAAGGCCCGCGCCGCCAAGAAAGCCAAAGACGCCGCAGCCGGCGACGGCGGCGGCGGCGCGGCGGCGGCGGCUGCGACGCCGCCAGAGGCCAUGGAUACAGACAAGCCGGCGGGCGGCGAGGCUGCUGCCGCCGCCGCUGCCGCGGAUGGCGAGAAGAAGGAGGGCGGGGAGGCAGAGGAGGGCGGGGAGAAGAAGAAGGAGGAGAAGGCGGCUCCGGAGCCUGCCAGCUUCACGGUGGACAACCCCGCCCGCGUGGCGCCAGGCCAGCGCAAGUACAUCUCCUUCCCGCCAGGCCAGCGCUUCCAGCCCAUCCGCCCCGCGCCCUCGGGCUUUGUGCUGCUGCGGGACAGCCAGCCCGACGGCGGCGAGGUCGAGUAUCUGUUCCAAGAAGACAAGCCCGCAGCCGCAGCCGCCCCCGCCGCCGCCGCAGCCGCGGCCGAGGGCGCCGCCGCGCCCGCGGCUGCUGCCGGCGCCGGCGACGAGCCGCCGCCGCCGGAGCCUUUCGAGUACGUCCCAAGCUGA
Molecule: messenger RNA, 3054 nt
Organism: Chlorella variabilis
Lineage: Eukaryota; Viridiplantae; Chlorophyta; Trebouxiophyceae; Chlorellales; Chlorellaceae
Exons: 25
Coding region: 1-3054 (1017 amino acids)
Biological process (GO): translation; regulation of protein catabolic process; proteasome-mediated ubiquitin-dependent protein catabolic process
Cellular component (GO): nucleus; ribosome; proteasome complex
Molecular function (GO): enzyme regulator activity; structural constituent of ribosome
Source: RefSeq, a predicted model, not a curated record